Messenger RNA from Chelonus insularis, 4125 nucleotides. It is a transcript of the gene NSD, whose product is annotated as Nuclear receptor binding SET domain protein. The record is from RefSeq and is a predicted model, not a curated record. NCBI's taxonomy places the organism in Eukaryota, Metazoa, Arthropoda, Insecta, Hymenoptera, Braconidae. Bases 225 to 3998 code for a protein of 1257 amino acids. Gene Ontology annotation, cellular component: nucleus. Gene Ontology annotation, molecular function: histone methyltransferase activity; protein binding. The transcript has 10 exons.
UCUACUUAAAUCCGCGGGAAAUUAGCGUUCGCGUUCUUUAUAUCAUAUUCGCUACAUAAUGAUUAUAGAAAAUUAAUGAGUGACAAAUAAUUAGAGUAAAAUUUUAUAGUUUAUUAGUGAUCAAAUUUUAUAGAAAAUAAUAUCAAGAUAAAUAGACAAAAUAAAGAGCAAGUUAGUAGGUUAUUUGAGAAUUUUACAUCAUGAGGAUUUUUUAGACUUUAAAAAUGAAUACAACAAGUGAAAAAGAUCAUGAAACUAAUCAACAACAUCAUACGAAAGUUCAAGAGGAGUGUCCUAGUCGAGUAAAAACUCAUCAAAAUUCAAUUAAGUCUGUGGAUAAUGAAAAUUUAAAAACAGUCAACGCCUCUUCUUCAACUAGCCGUUAUGGCAGAGCUAUAAAACAGGUUAAUAAUAGUAGCGAUAAUAACACAACGAAGAUGAAAAAAAUGGUGAAGAAUUCACGAUCAACAGAGCGUAAUGUAGAUGAUAAAAAUGUUGGUAAUGAUAAUUUAGAAAAUGACGACGUAGCCGUUAUAGCAAAUAUAGCGAAUAAAAUUGUUGAAAAAAUACCUGAAGCUGAAAGCAGUGAUUCAGGAAAGAAAAAAUGGUGGAAAGAACCUGAAGCAUGUCGAUGGAAGGUUGGAGAAUUAGGAUGGGCUCAAAUUAGCACAUUUCCUUACUGGCCAUGUAUAGUAACGUUAGAUCCAGAGGGCAAUAAACACACCAAAUGGAGAUCUUUCGGUAAAUCAACGGCUAACAUGGUUCACGUUCAGUACUUUGGCGACAAAGGACGUCAUAACUGGAUUUCAGAAGGAUCAAUGAUGCUUUUUACUAGUCUAGCAGAUUUUAACAAAAUGGCAAAUGAAUGGCUUAGUCAACCAGAAUUUUUGAAAAAAAAGGAACCAAAAAAAACUGCCGGAUUCACUGUGAAACAGUGUUAUCAAAAAAAAUGGAACAUUGCUGUUCAGGAAGCCGAAGAACUGAUACCACUAAAUUUAGCGGAUAGAAUAAAAGCUAUUCAACCUAAGAAAAAACGUAGACGUUCAGAAAUUUCCCAUGACUCAAUGAAAGAUGUAGUCAAAAGAACUAAGCUUAGUGAACCUUUAAAAAAUGGUUUAAAAAAAAGAAGAGAAAGUGAUAAAAAUCAUGAUGAAGAUGAUUCUAAAAGUGUUAUUAGUUUAGAUGGAGAUGCUCCACUCACACCUCCAUCGAGUCAUAAAGAUUCCAGUGAUGAGUCUAUUAUUGUUAAAAAGGUGAUGAAGAAAAUGAAACAACCAGAACCACUGCCAAGUUUUGAUCUUUAUUACCAAAGAAAUAAACAAGCCGUUGCCAAUAUCUCGCCUGAUUCGACUGAAGAUGAUAUAAAGAUAUAUUUGAAAAAAAGUUGGGAAAAUAUGCGUGAACAAGCACGUAGAAAAUAUAUUCCACAGAUUGUUAGAAAUAAGCAUAAUUUAAUUCAUAGUGAUUCUACUUUUUCUGAAGAAUCUCCUCCAAAACGGAAAAGACAGAGUAAAAAACAUGUCAAUGGUGAAAAUGAUAUAAUAGAAAUCAUGAAAAAAACAAAAAUUCCUAAUUUAUUUAGAGGAACAAAACCGGAGAAAGUUUGUCAAAUAUGUGAAAAGACUGGAAAUCUCAUAAGAUGUAAAGGUCCUUGUUAUUCUUAUUUUCAUUUAACCUGUGUAAAACCAGGAGAUUCGGAGUCUGAAUUUAGUGCUGAUGACGGAGAUAAACCUAUUGAAGAAAGUAAAGAAAAACCAGUUACAAUAACAAUCGAUGAUGAUGAAAAGAAGGAAAAUUCAGAGGAAUCAUUUAAAUGUAUAGAUUGCCUAUCUGGAGUAGCACCAGCUUGUUUUAUCUGUCAUGAAAGAGAAGAAGAACGGAUUCGAUGUUCUACAAUGACUUGUGGCAAACAUUAUCAUACAUCAUGUUUAAAAGCUUGGCCACAAUCUCAUUUACAAGGUGGUAGAUUAACGUGCCCGUAUCAUAUGUGUCAUACUUGUGCUUCUGAUAAUCCUCAAAAUGGAUAUGCUCGUGCACAAAAUGAAAAACUUAUAAAAUGUGUUAGGUGUCCAUCAACUUAUCAUGCUUCAACAGCUUGUUUACCAGCAGGAUCAGAAAUUCUUACGGGAAGUCAAAUGAUUUGUACAAAACAUUAUAAACCCCCACAUCCACCUUUAAAUGCUGCUUGGUGUUUUCUUUGCACUAAGGGUGGUAGCUUAAUUUGUUGUGACACAUGUCCUACUUCAUUUCAUGCAGAAUGUCUUCGUAUAAAAGCUCCAGAUGGUGCGUUUAUCUGUGAAGAUUGUGAGACUGGUAGGCUACCACUCUAUGGUGAAAUUGUUUGGGUAAAACUUGGAAACUAUAGGUGGUGGCCAUCAAGAAUAUGCUUUCCUCACGAAGUUCCGCCCAAUAUUCUUGCUGUAGCUCAUAAGCCUGGCGAAUUUUGUGUCAUGUUUUUAGGAACUUUAAAUUACUAUUGGGUUCAUAGAGGAAGAGUAUUCUUAUAUCAAGACGACGACUCCAAUGUAAAAAAUUCAGUAAAUAAAACCAAUGUUGAUGAAGCAUAUAAUCAAGCAUUAAAAGAAGCUAGUGAACUUCAUCAGCGACUGAAAAGAGAAAGGAAAGAUGAUGAAUCACGUGCUCUAAAACCUCCUCCAUAUGUUAAAUUGAAGGUAAAUAAACCUGUUGGAAAUGUCAAACCUACUGAGGUAGAAAGUAUCGUAGCCUGUGAAUGCGAUGCGCGAUGGGAAAAUCCUUGUUCUCCAGAUACUGAUUGUCUUAAUCGUAUUUUAUCAAUCGAAUGCAGUCCUGGGAUUUGUCCGGCAGGUCCUCGAUGUAGAAAUCAAUGUUUUGCAAGAAGACAAUAUCCAGCUAUGGAGCCUUUUCAUACUCGUGCUCGUGGUUGGGGUCUUAAAACUCUCGAAAAUAUCAAAUCUGGUCAAUUCGUAAUAGAAUAUGUUGGUGAAGUUAUUGAUGAAGCAGAAUAUAAGAGAAGAGUUAAAAGAAAGAAAGAACUUAGGAAUGAAAAUUAUUAUUUUUUAACCAUAGAUAAUUUUAGAACUAUAGAUGCUGAACCAAAAGGAAACUUGAGUAGAUUUAUGAAUCAUUCGUGCCAACCAAAUUGUGAAACUCAAAAAUGGACUGUUAACGGAGAUACUCGUAUUGGUUUAUUCGCUCUCCGGGAUAUUGAAGUUGGCGAAGAAUUAACUUUUAAUUAUAAUUUAGCAUCAGAUGGAGAAACAAGAAAACCGUGUCUAUGUGGUGCUCCUAAUUGCAGUGGUUACAUUGGCUUAAAAGCCCAAAAAUUAUCUCUAACUCCUGUUCAACAAACAAAAAUGGAAAAAGUUCCAGAAAGAAGGCGGAAUCGACGAUCACGAAGAAUAUACAAAUGUUGGAGAUGUAAAAAAGACUUAGCUGAUACUGAUGAAUAUGUCGAAUGUGAUUUAAAAACGUGUUCUAAAAGAUAUCAUAGAAAAUGUGUUUCACGACGAGGAGAAACGCGAAAAUUCAGCUGUCCUUGGCAUCAUUGUGUUGAGUGCAAAAAAAGAACUUCUGCCCAUUGUGCUUUCUGUCCUAUUGCCUACUGCCAAGUUCAUAUAGAAGGAAAGUUAACAGAGUACAAAGGAGAAAAAGGCGGGUAUGUUUGCAAGAUUCAUGAAGAUGUUGAGGAUGCUGAUUCUCGAAAAUCAUUAUCUCCUGUAGUAAAAGAAGAAUCUGAUAACGAUACUGAAGCUGAUAGAGAGUCGUUACUUGCUGAUUCUGAUAGCCCAAUAUCAGAACCUUUACAAGAAACUUCUCCUCAAGUAACAAUAGUCGAGGUCCAAGACGACACCGAAGAAGAAAGAAGCCCUCAAAAAGGUUUACAUAAUGGAAAAACGAUGACAAGGCAUACAUCUCAACAAUUUGGAAAUAAAAGAUAUUACCGUGAAAAUGAAAUGUUUGAUCUCCAAUCCUUGACUGCCAGUCAAUUAAAGCAAAUAAUCGGCAGUCAAUUUUAACUAUUUCAAAAGAAAAAAGUCAAAGAAAGUUAAGUAUUAUUUCAUUCUUUUUUAAAAAGCUAUCUUAAAGAAAUUUUUAAUAAAGCUAAGAAUUGCAAAAACUCUUAGGAUAAUUAAUAAAUAUGAA